AUGCUUGACUACCUGUCCCUUAUCUUUGUCGUUGCCGUCAAAGUUUUCAAGAAAACCACUCCCAAUGGAAAAGUUACGGUUUACCUUGGCAAGCGUGACUUCAUUGAUCACAUCGACUACUGCGACCCAAUCGAUGGCGUUGUAGUCGUUGACACCGACUACCUGAAAGGAAGGAAAGUUUACAGCCAGCUCGUGACCACUUACCGCUAUGGUAGGGAGGAAGAUGAGGUUAUGGGAGUCAAAUUCUCCAAGGAAAUGGUUAUCGGAACGGAACAAGUCGUUCCCUUGGUCAACUCCAAAAUGGAACUUACACCUGUCCAGGAGAAGCUUCUGAAGAAAUUGGGUCCCAAUGCCUUCCCAUUCACAUUCAACUUCCCAGAGAUGUCUCCUAGCUCGGUAACUCUACAAGCAAACGACGAGGACCAGGGCAAACCCAUGGGUGUUGAAUACUGCGUGCGUACCUACGUUGCUGAGAGCGAAGACCAGAAGAGCCACAAGAGGAGCUCAGUUACUCUCGCCAUCAAGAAGCUGCAACAUGCUCCCGCCUCCCGUGGACGACGUCUUCCAAGCUCUCUCGUGAGCAAGGGCUUCACUUUCAGCAAUGGAAAGAUAAGCCUCGAAGUAACACUCGACAAAGAAAUCUACUACCACGGCGAGAAGAUCUGCGCGAACAUCAUUGUAUCCAACAACUCCAGGAAGUCUGUCCGCAACAUCCGCUGCAUGGUUGUGCAACAUGUUGAAAUCACCAUGAUCAACUCUCAAUUUAGCCGCCACGUUGCGUCUCUGGAAAGCCGCGAAGGUUGCCCAGUCACCCCUGGAGCAAGCCUUUCCAAGAGCUUUUACCUGGUACCCCUUGCUCGUAGCAACAAGGACAUCCGCGGUGUGGCUCUGGAUGGACACCUGAAGGAAGAUGACGUGAACCUUGCUAGCUCUACCCUGGUCACCGAAGGAAAAUGCCCAGCUGAUGCCAUUGGUAUUGUGGUCUCUUACUCUGUACGUGUCAAGCUGAACUGCGGUACUCUUGGAGGCGAGCUCGUUACCGAUGUGCCUUUCAAGCUUCUUCACCCAGCCGAGGGCUCCGUUGAACGCCAGCGAUUCAACGCCAUGAAGAAGAUGCAAUCCAUUGAACGUCACCGCUAUGAGAACUCUCUGUACACCAACGAGGAGGAGGACAACAUCGUAUUCGAAGACUUCGCUCGCCUCAGGAUGAACGAACCAGAAUAA
Messenger RNA from Leptosia nina, 1224 nucleotides. Lineage: Eukaryota; Metazoa; Arthropoda; Insecta; Lepidoptera; Pieridae. The record is from the annotation of a GenBank genome assembly.